AUGCUUAAUAAAUCUCUUACACUAUGCCGUCUGACGAUAUAUCUUAAAAGUUCAUUUAAACGUAACUAUGCAACUGGUCAAUCUGAAUUGAAAUCUAUUCUUGAAGGUAUAAUCCCAGUUUAUAAAGAGAAAGUUAAAGAACUCCGAAAAAAUUAUGGCAAAAAGAGGGUUUGUGAGGUUACCGUUGAUAUGGUGUGCAAUGGAAUGUGCGGAUUGCAAGGCCUUGUUUAUGAGCCUUCAGUUGUAGAUCCACAGGAAGGAAUACGUUUUCGAGGUCUAACCAUUAAAGAUUGUCAAAAUCUGCUGCCCAAAGCACCCGGUGGCGAACAACCCUUACCCGAGGGUUUAUUUUGGCUGUUGCUGACCGGACGCAUACCGACCGAUGAUCAAGUAAAAGGCUUGUCGAAAGAGCUUGCAGAACGUGCAACUAUACCUGCUCAUGUCGCAUCAUUGCUCCAUAAAAUGCCUGCAAACCUAAAUCCUAUGUCACAGCUAUCAUGUGCUGUGACAGUACUGAACACAGAAAGUCAUUUUACAAAGGCCUAUUCCGAAGGGAAGAUAAAGAGAUCUUCUUAUUGGAUUCCAGUUUUUGAGGAUGCAUUGAACUUGAUCGCUAAACUACCUGUUAUCGCUGCUACUAUUUACAGAAAUGCCUAUAGAGAUGGGAAGAUUUGUAAGACGAUCGAUACGACAAGGGAUUGGGCUGGUAACUUUGCAUGCAUGCUUGGAUUCGAAGACGAACGAUUCGCAGAGUUGUUGCGUAUGUAUCUGAUGAUUCACAGUGACCACGAAGGAGGCAGUGUGUGCACUCACGCUGUUCAUCUUGUCGGAUCAGCCUUAAGUGACCCUUACCUCGCAUACGCUGCAGGAAUUAAUGGUCUCGCUGGUCCGCUGCACGGCCUGACGAACCAGGCGGCUCUGAUCUUCGUGACGAGAAUGCGCGCGGACCUGGGAGACGAUCCGAGUGAAGCAACUAUGCGUGAAUAUGUCCGCGAAAAACUCGAAGCUGGUGAAACAAUACCGGGGUAUGGGCAUUCGGUCUUGGAAUGCAUUGAUCCAAGGUAUAUCUGUCAACGCGAAUUCGCGCUCAAGAACUUGCCAGACGACCCGUUAUUUCGUCUAGCGUCUGUCAUGUACAGAGUUGUCCCAAGCAUGCUUCGCGUUCAGACGGAUCCUGGUAGCUCUGGUGUUAAUGAGAAAUGCUGGCCGACGGUGGAUGCUCAGUCAGGAAUUCUUCUUCAUCAUUACGGAAUGCGAGAAAUCGGAUUCUACGGUGCCCUCUACGGCGUAGCAAGAUCCUUGGGUUCACUUGCAUCUUUAGUUUGGGACCGUGCCUUAGAAUUACCCAUCGAACGACCAAAAUCGACAUCGUUUGAUGAAUUGAUGAAAAGUGUACAGAACAAAUGA
Ctenocephalides felis (cat flea) is the source of this 1407-nucleotide messenger RNA. Its product is annotated as probable citrate synthase 2, mitochondrial. Gene Ontology annotation, cellular component: mitochondrial matrix. Gene Ontology annotation, biological process: tricarboxylic acid cycle; carbohydrate metabolic process. The record is from RefSeq and is a predicted model, not a curated record. The transcript is spliced from 5 exons. Lineage: Eukaryota; Metazoa; Arthropoda; Insecta; Siphonaptera; Pulicidae. The coding region runs from base 1 to 1407 and encodes 468 amino acids.